CAGAGGGCGGCUGCGUUGUGGAUAUUGCUUCAUAAGCCUCUCGAAAUCGCCGUGCGUUUGCAGUGCUGAGGUAGUGCUCUGUAGAUUUGAUCGGGCGACUUGAGUAGUCGGACUUUCACUCAACAUGCCGGUCAUCAAGCUGCAGAGCUCCGAUGGGGAAGUCUUCGAAAUCGACGUCGAAAUAGCAAAGGCGUCAGUCACAAUCAAGACUAUGCUUGAAGACCUGGGCAUGGAUGACGACGAAGACGAGGUGGUCCCCUUGCCAAAUGUCAACUCUGCCAUCCUGAAGAAAGUCAUCCACUGGGCCACAUACCACAAGGAUGACCCACCCCCACCAGAGGAUGACGAGAACAAGGAAAAGCGCACGGAUGACAUUUCAUCCUGGGAUGCAGACUUCCUCAAGGUGGACCAGGGCACCCUGUUCGAACUUAUCUUGGCUGCAAACUACUUGGACAUUAAGGGCCUGCUUGAUGUCACCUGCAAGACUGUUGCCAACAUGAUCAAGGGCAAAACGCCAGAGGAGAUUCGUAAACAGUUCAACAUCAAGAACGACUUCACUCCCAGCGAGGAAGAGCAGGGGACGACACUAAAUGACGGGACAGAAGAGGAGCAUACACACACAACACUACUCGGUUCGCAAGGAGAACGAGUGGUGUGAAGAGAAGUGAGACCUUCUGUGUUAGUGGUAGCCGAGCAGGCUUUGUUUACAAAUCUGGCACUGUAGCUUCCCCUUGUCCACCCAUGCCUUCAAGUUCAGUUCAGUGUUCUCGCCACAUUUUUUUCUUUUGCGAUGGACUGUGCAAUUACUGAACAGGUCUUGAGGAAAAAAAAAUGUUAAAUUUUGGGUUUCAAGGCAACUUGUGUACAGCUCUUUUCUGAAGGUUGUUUUGUGUGGUUUUUAUUCAUUAAAGUGAAGAUGGUCAACCAAGCAUUACUCCAUAGAUGACUGAUAGUUCCCUUUUUGUCAGUCACCUCGCAGCUAGCAGCCCUCAACUACGAUGCUACCUCCCUAGCUGCUGAAUGCCAGUGUAGCAGUGUAUGCAGCCUGCUUUUUCUGUGAUGUGACAAUGUUCUAUGGGGUCUAUCUUGCUUGUAUGCUCACGUUUUUGAGUGUUCUGUGAACGCUGGAAUAAAAUAUAUUCGCUCCGUA
Messenger RNA from Dermacentor andersoni, 1150 nucleotides. It is a transcript of the gene SkpA, whose product is annotated as SKP1-related A. The record is from RefSeq and is a predicted model, not a curated record. Gene Ontology annotation, biological process: ubiquitin-dependent protein catabolic process. NCBI's taxonomy places the organism in Eukaryota, Metazoa, Arthropoda, Arachnida, Ixodida, Ixodidae.